Owenia fusiformis is the source of this 4794-nucleotide messenger RNA. NCBI's taxonomy places the organism in Eukaryota, Metazoa, Annelida, Polychaeta, Sabellida, Oweniidae. The record is from the annotation of a GenBank genome assembly.
AUGGCAAGAAAACCAAAAGCAUGGAGGAAGAGAGAGUAUGUCAGGAGGUCCAAGUUAGACCUAAAGAAGUCCUUGCCUGAUGGAAGGAGGAAGAAGAGAAAAGUCAUCCCAAGGGAAUUAGGUAAUCGCUGUGAAGGUCGCAAUGGGGGUGAUGCAUUUGUAUCGCGGCUGGAGCAUGAACAAAUGCAUCCUGAUUUCAGAUUUUCGUGUUUAGAGAAAUCAGUAAUUUACCGAGAAAACACACCUGUGGUACUUACCAAACAAAAACAAACUGGGGCUCUUGCCAUACAAAAACAAUCUGGGGCUCUUGCCAUACAAAAACAAUCUGAGGCUCUUGCCAUACAAAAACAAUCUGAGGCUCUUGCCAUACAAAAACAAUCUGAGGCUCUUGCCAUACAAAAACAAUCUGAGGCUCUUGCCAUACAAAAACAAACUGGGGCUCUUGCCAUACAAAAACAAUCUGAGGCUCUUGCCAUACAAAAACAAUCUGAGGCUCUUGCCAUACAAAAACAAACUGGGGCUCUUGCCAUACAAAAACAAUCUGAGGCUCUUGCCAUACAAAAACAAUCUGAGGCUCUUGCCAUACAAAAACAAUCUGAGGCUCUUGCCAUACAAAAACAAUCUGAGGCUCUUGCCAUACAAAAACAAUCUGAGGCUCUUGCCAUACAAAAACAAUCUGAGGCUCUUGCCAUACAAAAACAAACUGGGGCUCUUGCCAUACAAAAACAAUCUGAGGCUCUUGCCAUACAAAAACAAUCUGAGGCUCUUGCCAUACAAAAACAAACUGGGGCUCUUGCCAAACAAAAACAAACUGUGGUACUUACCAAACAAAAACAAACUGAUGUGCUACUUAGCAAACAAAAACUAACUGGGGCUCUUGCCAUACAAAAACAUACUGGGGCUCUUGCCAUACAAAAACAAUCUGAGGCUCUUGCCAUACAAAAACAAACUGUGGUACUUACCAAACAAAAACAAACUGGGGCUCUUGCCAAACAAAAACAAACUGUGUUACUUACCAAACAAAAACAAACUGAUGUGCUACUUAGCAAACAAAAACUAACUGUGGAACUUACCAAACAAAAACCGAAUGAGGUACUUCCCAAACCAUCUGUGGUACUUGCUAAACAAAAAAGUGAAACCAUAAAUAUGAGUGAAAGUAACAAGUCUGAAAACCCCAUGCCAUUGUGCUUGAAUGAAACAAGACUUUCUGAAAUUGCGUUUACUUGUUCAACUGACUCUAUGUAUAAGAACAUUGCUCUUAUAUCAUGCACAACUUCUGAUAUCCCUUAUAACAAUGCAAAACAUCACAAUAUACUUACCGAAAAAAUUCAAGACACCUUGGUGACUAAAUUAGCCACACUGUUAUUACCAAGCGCUAUUGUGAAAUCUGAAAAGAAGAGACUGAGAAAACUAACAAAAGUGAAUGUGUCACCCCAUGUUGAAACUAUCACAGAAACUAGAGAUACUUUGUUAGAAAACUGCACUGAUGCCCUGGGAAAAUCUCAACGAAUUAUUCAAGAAGUGAAAUGUUUACUUACUAAUAACAAGAACAUUCUAAGAUCCCUUUCAAAAUCAGAAAAGUACUUCCGCAACAAAGUAAGAGGACAAGAAAGAGCAAAAGUAAUUAGAAUGAAAGCAUCUAGAAACAAAAUGGAACAACACUUAAAAAACAACAGAUUUGUGCAGUAUUUUCUUACAAACACUCAGAAAUUUUCAAGUCGAAAACUUGGAAGGAAGAAAAGAAAGUUAACUUCAAAACAAGAAAAGCAUGUCCCUGACAAUAACUAUAGAACUACAGAAUCUAAGAAGCAUGUAUUCACAAAACCUGAUCUGGAAAAGUAUUUGUCUGACAACGCUGUAAGAGUACCACCAAUUGAAAAGAAUGAUUUCAAAAUCUUAAACACAGAGAAUACUGAAAUCAAAAACUGUUCAAACAGAAAACAACUGAAACGAUUCAAAUAUCUUAGUAACAACUCAGAUAUUGAUACAACUGAAAACUGUGAAAAUGUGUCGGACACUGAAGAUCCAUACUUUCUGAAAAUUGUGCAAGAAAUGGAAGAUAUUUUUAAUGAUAAUUCUCCACGUGUUCCACCAGUACUGAUUCAUAAUGAAACAUUUCCUACUGCAAACCAUAAAAAUGAACCUAAAAAGAAUGAGAUCCAACUAAACAAUGGCAAAAGAAACAAACUGUUUAAUGAAAAUGUAUGUACACAGUCAGAAUGUGGAGAUAUAGUUACAAAGUAUGAAGCUUCUCAAACAGGAGGUUACAAGCCAAAAAGUAAACCCAAGAGUAAGCCAUGUGAAAGUUCUGAUGAUGUAACUGUUUUGAAAGAAACUUUCUGCAGGCCAAUUGGAAAUUUUAAUCCCUUGCAAAACAUUGAGAAAGUUAAGCUAUGCAACAUCCAUCAUCUCAAGUAUACAUCAAAGAGCAAUGAUCCUGUAUAUAACAAUGUUGACAUUACCUUUAUGAAGCCAAAAUAUGAAUCCUUAAAACAUAUCACAGGUGAUGGAAACUGUCUCUUUAGAGCAAUUGCAUACGGUAUAACAAAUGAUGAAAAUGAUCACACUGCAAUUAGACAGAGCAUAGUGUGUCACAGAAAUGAUCAAAGCUGUAAAGAAUACAUUUGUAAAACUAGAGGAAUAACUGCAGCAGAGUUGGAAAUUCAUAUCAAAUCUAAAAAUAUGAACAGAUUUUCUGUUUGGGGAACUGAUAUUGAAAUAGCCACUGCUUGCCAUUUAUUCAAAACACAGAUACUAACAUAUGAAAACACAAAAAGAUGGGCAGUAUUUGGAAAAGAGUUUACUAACAGGUGUAUAUACCUUGAUCAUUCGAGUCAAAAUCAUUAUGAUGUUGUCACAGAUGUGAUUCAUGGAAAUGCAGACAUAAAUCCUGUUAAAGAAAAUACACCAAAAAUACAGAUCUUUGAUGAAGUCAUACAAGGAAACAUAUCUCAAAAUAACUCUAUGUUUGAUGGAAUUGGUGGUGGAAAGCAAUGUUUUGCAAAUUCAAUGUCAUUUUUACUAAUGCUUGAAAGUGAAACCAAUCACAAAAUUGAUGCUGAAUUUAUCACAGAUGUAUUAGUCCGAGGCAAUAUUCUGUAUACUAGCAUUAUAUCACAAAAUCCAACUCCAACAGGCUACCUUGAAAUAUUUGACAUUCCAGAAACCAUCAGUUUUAACAACAAAACUUAUAUAUACAAAUCAAGACAACUACAGGGCUACUUAGAAUAUUGGAAUUACAAUGAAGAAGAUGAUGACGGAUUAACUCUACAUGAAGCAAUUGAAAAAGUGCUCACAGAUUACAACUCAUGCCUUAUUACAUUCCUGAAUACAACAAUUUGUGUAAUGAAGAAAAAAGACAUGUAUUACUCAUUUGAUCCUCACAGUAGAGAUGAUCAAGGAAGAAUUGAUGUUUUAGGAAAUGCAAUAGUUCAUAUUUCAAAUUCAUUGGAAAGAAUGUCAUUAUUCUUAUGGAACACUGCUGAGUCUUUAACUGAUAGUUUAAUAAACAGAACUAAUGCUAAGCAUGGGUUUUCUGUUGAUGGUAUUAAGUUUGAAGAAUGUACAAGUUCUCAAAUACAAGAUCAAAACUCUAAACUAUCAACAAUAUCUAGCAAAAUGAAGUGUAGAAAUGACCUUGCAAAAAAUGAAGUAAAAAACCUUACUAGUAGUGAACCAUUCAACAUGUCCUCGAAGUCAGCUCAAGGGAAAUCUUGCAAAAGAAAAUUGAACUUGGAAAAUCUUGCUGCACAUCAAAGAAAAGAGUCUGAAAUUAUUGAACCACUAUCUGACAAUCAACAAAAUGCUGUUAAUUCAAUGAGCGUAGAAAUCAAACGAUCAUAUGUUGAUCUUUGUCAAUUAACAUGCAAAUCUGGACAGCUAGGUGCUGGAAAAUGUGAUGAAGCUUGGAUGCCAUGUACCAAAAAUACUGUGAAUGAUAAAGAAAACAUAUUUGACAGUAGCCUGUGUACAAAAGAUUUCCAAACUGCUAUUUUCUCAGAUAAAGAAAUGGCUAGAUUGAGAAAAAUGUCCAAGUCAGAUCAAAAGAAAUACAAGGCUAAUAUCCUCACCAAAAAAAGGUAUGCUAUUGAUGAAAACUUUAAAAAGAAAAAAUUGAAACAUGAUACAGAGAAAUAUGCAUCUACACCUGAACUCAAAGAUAGAAAGAAAUAUCUUAGUAAGCAUAGAUAUGAAACUGAUGAAGACUUUAAACAAAAGAAGCUUAACCAAAACAAACAAAGAUAUCAAAUUGAUGAAGACUUCAAACAAAGGAAGCUUAACCAAGGUAAAAAAAUAUAUCAAAAUGAUGAAGACUUCAAACAAAGGAAGCUUAACCAAAGCAAACAUCAAAGUAAACAAAGAUAUGAAAUUGAUGAAGAUUUUAAACAAAGAAAGGUAAACUUAGGUAAAAGUAAAUACAAAUGUGAUAUAGAUUUUAAAGCAAAAAUGAAGCAACAGAGUAAAGAAAAGUAUGAAUUUGAUCAAGACUUUAAAGAAAAAGUGAAACAACAGAGUAAAGAAAAGUAUGAAUUUGAUCAAGACUUUAAAGAAAAAGUGAAGCAACAGAGUAAAGACAAGUAUGAAUUUGAUCAAGAUUUUAAAGAAAAGGUGAAGCAACAGAGUAAAGAAAAAUACGAAUCUGAUCAAGACUUCCAACAAAGAGUGAAAAAACAAAGUAAACAACAGAGCAAACAAAAAUAUGACACUGAUGAAGCCUUCAAAAAAGUAAAAUUAUCCAAGGCAAAGAAAAACACAUUACCAAAAAGACUCAACGAGAAAAUAUUGAUAGAGUAA